AGUCACCAGCCUUUGAUCCUCGAGUUCCACACCUGAAAAACAGGACAGUAAUCGCCCUUGCCUGUCUCACAGCGCUCGCUAGGACCAGGUCUGAGGGGAAACUUCAUCAAUGGGAUGUUCGGCGCAGAUCUCAUUUGUUUGCAGGAUAUUGAAUAAUAUCAUACAUUUAAGAAAAAAAUGGAUGAAGAACCUGAAAGAACUAAGCGAUGGGAAGGAGGCUAUGAAAGAACAUGGGAGAUUCUUAAAGAAGAUGAAUCAGGAUCACUUAAAGCUACAAUAGAAGAUAUCCUGUUCAAAGCAAAGAGAAAAAGAGUAUUUGAGCACCAUGGACAAGUUCGACUUGGAAUGAUGCGCCAUCUUUAUGUGGUAGUAGAUGGAUCAAGAACAAUGGAAGACCAAGAUUUAAAGCCAAAUAGGCUGACAUGUACUUUAAAGUUGUUGGAAUACUUCGUAGAGGAAUAUUUUGAUCAAAAUCCUAUUAGUCAGAUUGGAAUUAUUGUGACAAAGAGUAAAAGAGCUGAAAAACUGACAGAACUCUCAGGAAACCCUAGAAAACACAUAACAUCUUUGAAGAAAGCUGUAGAUAUGACCUGCCAUGGAGAGCCAUCUCUUUAUAACUCCUUAAACAUGGCUAUGCAAACUCUAAAACACAUGCCUGGACAUACAAGUAGAGAAGUCCUAAUCAUCUUUAGCAGCCUCACAACGUGUGAUCCGUCUAAUAUCUAUGAUCUUAUCAAGACCCUAAAGGCAACUAAAAUUAGAGUGUCUGUUAUUGGAUUGUCUGCAGAAGUUCGGGUUUGCACAGUACUUGCUCGUGAAACUGGUGGCACAUACCAUGUUAUUUUAGAUGAAAGUCAUUACAAAGAAUUGCUGACACAUCAUGUUAGCCCUCCUCCUGCCAGCUCAAGUUCUGAAUGCUCACUGAUUCGUAUGGGAUUUCCUCAGCAUACUGUUGCUUCUCUGUCUGAUCAAGAUGCAAAACCCUCUUUCAGCAUGGCGCAUUUGGAUAGCAAUGCUGAGCCAGGACUUACAUUAGGAGGCUAUUUCUGUCCACAAUGUCGGGCAAAGUAUUGUGAGCUUCCUGUUGAAUGUAAAAUCUGUGGUCUUACUUUGGUGUCUGCUCCCCAUUUGGCACGGUCUUACCAUCAUUUAUUUCCUUUGGAUGCUUUUCAAGAAAUUCUUCUAGAGGAACAUAAUGGAGAAAGAUUUUGUUAUGGAUGUCAGGGGGAAUUGAAAGACCAACAUGUCUGUGUUUGCACUGUGUGCCAAAAUGUUUUCUGUGUGGACUGUGACGUUUUUGUUCAUGACUAUCUCCACUGUUGUCCUGGCUGUAUUCAUAAUAUCCCAACUCCUUCAGGAAUUUGAUUCCAAUAGAACAUGUUAAAAAAACUUGCAAGUGGAAAUAAAAUGAUUCUUUACAGGAAGCUCCAAUUAAAACAUGACAAGCUGUUCAAAAGGAAAAUAUCAUUAAAGAAACAUUUUGCUAAGAAAA
Molecule: messenger RNA, 1492 nt
Organism: Miniopterus natalensis
Lineage: Eukaryota; Metazoa; Chordata; Mammalia; Chiroptera; Miniopteridae
Gene: GTF2H2
Product: general transcription factor IIH subunit 2
Biological process (GO): regulation of transcription by RNA polymerase II; DNA-templated transcription; nucleotide-excision repair
Cellular component (GO): transcription factor TFIIH core complex; transcription factor TFIIH holo complex
Molecular function (GO): zinc ion binding
Source: RefSeq, a predicted model, not a curated record